Engraulis encrasicolus (European anchovy) is the source of this 1152-nucleotide messenger RNA. RefSeq names its product POU class 3 homeobox 2b (gene pou3f2b). Gene Ontology annotation, cellular component: nucleus. The transcript has a single exon. Bases 16 to 1152 code for a protein of 378 amino acids. Gene Ontology annotation, biological process: regulation of transcription by RNA polymerase II; brain development. Lineage: Eukaryota; Metazoa; Chordata; Actinopteri; Clupeiformes; Engraulidae. The record is from RefSeq and is a predicted model, not a curated record. Gene Ontology annotation, molecular function: RNA polymerase II cis-regulatory region sequence-specific DNA binding; DNA-binding transcription factor activity, RNA polymerase II-specific.
CCGGCUCCGAGAGUCAUGGCGACCACAGCAUCAAAUCAUUACAACAUCCUCACCUCCAGCGCAUCCAUUGUGCACUCGGAGCCCGGCAGCAUGCAGCAAGGCACGGCGGCGUACAGGGACGCGCAGACCCUGUUGCAGGGCGACUACUCACUGCAGAGCAACAGUCACCCGCUCAGCCACGCGCACCAGUGGAUCACGGCGCUGUCGCACGGGGAGAGCGCGCCGUGGUCGACCAGUCCCCUCGGCGAGCAGGACAUUAAACCCGCCGUGCAGCAGACCACCAGGGACGACAUGCACAACUCCAACAACCUCCAGCACCAGACGCGAGCGCCACACUUGGUCCACCAGACGCACGGGAACCACCACGACGCCAGGGCAUGGAGAACCACCACGGCGGCUCACAUCCCCAGCAUGGCUACAUCCAACGGCCAGAGCCUCAUCUACUCCCAGCCGGGCUUCAACGUGAACGGACUAAUCCCGGGCAGCGGACAGGGCAUGCACCACCACAACAUGCGAGACGCACACGAGGACCACCACAGCCCGCAUCUCAGCGACCACGGCCACCAGCAGUCCCAGCACCAGCAGCAGCACCAGAGCCACCACGACCACUCAGACGAGGACACGCCGACCUCCGACGACUUGGAGCAGUUCGCCAAGCAGUUCAAGCAGCGCAGGAUCAAGCUGGGCUUCACGCAGGCGGACGUGGGACUCGCUUUGGGAACGCUGUACGGAAAUGUCUUUUCGCAGACCACGAUAUGUCGGUUCGAGGCCCUUCAGCUCAGCUUCAAAAACAUGUGUAAGCUCAAGCCUUUGUUGAACAAGUGGUUGGAGGAGGCGGACUCCACGUCGGGGAGUCCGACCAGCUUAGACAAAAUCGCCGCGCAGGGCAGGAAGAGGAAAAAGCGAACCUCCAUCGAGGUAACCGUCAAGGGCGCGCUGGAGAGUCAUUUUCUAAAGUGCCCCAAACCAGCAGCCUCAGAGAUCGUUUCACUGGCGGACAGUCUUCAGCUGGAGAAAGAAGUGGUAAGGGUUUGGUUUUGUAACAGGCGGCAAAAGGAGAAGCGGAUGACUCCUCCUGGACAGCUCCCGGGAACGGAGGAUGUGUACGGGGACACGCCACCCCACCGUGGGGUUCAAACACCAGUACAAUGA